Molecule: messenger RNA, 1018 nt
Organism: Colletes gigas
Lineage: Eukaryota; Metazoa; Arthropoda; Insecta; Hymenoptera; Colletidae
Exons: 6
Coding region: 1-975 (324 amino acids)
Biological process (GO): detection of chemical stimulus involved in sensory perception of smell; sensory perception of smell
Cellular component (GO): plasma membrane
Molecular function (GO): odorant binding; olfactory receptor activity
Source: RefSeq, a predicted model, not a curated record
AUGCGCAAUCAAGCAGCAUUCACCUUCGCGGCGGUGUACUAUACAGUGCACAUAGGUUUAGAAUUUUGGGAUUUCAUCGACGUCGCAGGCGAGCAGGACCACAUGGUGCACAACUUAUUGGAAACUAUAUUAACGAUGUCGACGUUCGCCGGUAUGCUUGUGGUAGCUAAACGUCGCGAUGACUUGAAGGGGAUAAUCGAAACGAUGAGAGACAAUAUGGAAAAAGAAACGCUGUACGAUAACAUCGAGGAGAAGCGUUUGUACUACCACUACAACUCCAUCUCUUAUAAUUUCUGCAAAUACGGCCCAUUAUUCUCGUUUACUACAGUUAUAACGAUGACACCGACUCGCUAUGCAAUGCUGUACGCCUACCAAAUAUUCUGGUGUUUUUUACCGAUGAUCCACAUGGCGGAAGUAGGUUUAAUAGUUAACUUGGCUCUGCACUGCUGCGCGAAAUUAUCGAUACUCGCCCAUCGUAUUCGAAAUAUCCAAGUGGACUCAACAAAAUCAUUCAAAGAUGACAUCAGAAAAACAGUGAUCAUGCAUUUGGAGCUGAAAGAGUAUCAUGAAACGUUAAACGACAAUUUCAAUAUGAUGCUUCUGAUAGAACUCAUGAGCUGUGGUGUCAGAUUGGGCUUAUCGUUAUACCUCGUACUAAUCAAACUCGGCGUUGACAAGGCAGCUACAAUAAAUUUCAUCAUUCACAGCAGUCUUGUAGCUGGUUUUAUAUACGUGUAUUCCUACAUAGGCGAACAAUUAGUAUACGAGUCCCAACAAUUGGGUGAAGCAUUCUAUGAUAUUCGCUGGGUAGAUGUAGACAGCCACGAAAGAAAAGCGUUGUUAAUGUGUAUGAUGAAUGGACAAAAAAUUAUGUACAUGACAGCUGGGAAAUUUUAUACUUUUUCGCUGUUCGGUUUUACCGAGAUUGUAAAAACUUCUAUGGCGUGUGUCUCCAUGCUGCGAGCCGGAAUGUAACAGUGCGAUACAUAGUAUGAUUAGAAUUAUUUUCUAUUGGCAC